AUGGCAAACAUUCAAAUCCCACCCUCCACGAUUUCAGAUCUGUCCGACAAGGCCCCAGCGCGGGGAAAUCCUCGAAAGACGGCGCAAAAGCCUAAGCAGACAAAGAGUCGGAAUGGUUGCAUCACCUGCAAAGCAAAACGGUUGAAGUGCGAUGAGAUUAAACCAUCAUGUCAUCAGUGUGAUAGACGCAAGGUUCAAUGCGGGGGAUACAAGAAAGACUUCAAAUGGCGGCCGUUCGAGGAGACCAACUUGGCCCCUGGGCGGCUGGCGGUGACCAAGACCAAGAGAGCAAGCCCUCCAUCCCAUCAAGGUACAUCCACAGCAAACAUUAGCCGGGAAUUCCCAACUCCUCCAAUCACUGAGCAGUCAGCAUCGCCGAUUCGUGGACCUUCCCAUAAUUUCCAUAGCUCCCGUUCGCCUCCAGGGUCUCCUUUGUAUGACUCACCCAUCAGUAUCAAAAGCUUCUUGUCUGCUGAUCGCCAUUCUGUUGAUGAUCUGCCUGUGGCGCAAGAACAUGUUUCCAUGACUGAGUGUCCUCGAUCUCCCCUAGACGUUAAUGUGUCAUUGUCGGCCGAGUCUCGCCCUCUCAAUUUUAUUUCUUUCCUUGAACCUUUUGAGGGCUCUCUGUCACUGGCCACCUCGUUGAUUUCCAAUCUCGAUGUGGACCCCGACACGCAUAUGACCCUUGGCCCAGAGCAAGCAGAUCUGAAUACAUCUGCUCUCAGCUUCUCCCAGCUGUUGGAAGAUGAAAACGAUGAUAUCGAAGAAAUUAUUCGGCAGUCAGAUCCGGCACUCAGACCUUGGAACUUGACAUUGCCAGGCAUGAAUGCUUUCAAUUUCGAUACUUCCAGCAUCCCCGGCAGCCCACCCUUGGCGCCCGAGAGUCCAGAAAUGCUCCUGGUACGAUUUAACAAGCUUACGUGCGGGAUCCUCUCUGUGAAGGAUGGAGCAUUAGAGAAUCCCUGGCGCACAUCGAUCUGGCCGUUGGCAAAAGACAGCCCUGCACUUCGACAUGCAAUCUUCGCUCUAGCGGCGUUCCAUUCGGGAAAGCAAACACCUUCUCUUCGGGUCCAAGGCGUGAAACACAUGCGUCAGAGUAUGACCUGUCUAGCCGGACAAAUCGAACAUAUGAGACCGGAUACUGCGUUGGCAACUAGUUUGGCAUUGGCAUUUGCCGACACAUGGGAUCAACACACCCGGACCUGCAUUCAGCAUUUGCGAGGCGCAAAAGCGUUGAUGUGCCAGGUCAUUGCGGCCGGUAUGCAGAGAGAUGUCAGCGACGAAGAACUAGAUCGCAUCCGGUUCUUAUACAACACAUGGUCUUAUAUGGAUGUCAUUGCACGCUUAACCUCUUUGGAUGAAUGUGGCCCCCAAACUUGGGAUUCCACUGUUUUCGACCUUCCUAAUGAUACAGCCCAGGACAUUGAUCCUUUGAUGGGUUGUGCAACCACUCUGUUUCCCCUAAUGGGCAGGGUGGCAAGUCUGAUUCAGCAGGUGCGGAGGACUUCGUCAAACACAGUCUCAGUUGUGGCUCAAGCCAUGGAACUCAAAUCGCUUAUGGAGCAAUGGCAGCCGCCGUGUUGGUUUGAACCACCAGAAGAUCCUCACUCAGAGGUCCAGCAUAGCAUUCAAGUUGCUCAUGCAUAUCGCUGGGCUACUUUGCUAUACCUGCAUCAGGCUGUGCCAGAGAUACCUUCGGAGCCGGCCGACGAAUUAGCCAAGAGAGUCCUCAUUUUGCUUGCUACGGUUCCCUAUACUUCGCGGACCACUAUCAUCCAAGUUUUCCCUCUUCUGGCAGCUGGGUCGGAGGUUGAUGCGGAUGAUGAUCGGAAAUGGGUUUUGGAUCGAUGGACCACGAUUCAGUCUCGGUUAAUGCUAGGCGGCGUAGAUCGCUGCUUGGAGGUCUUGAAGGAGGUCUGGAGGCGACGUGAUACAAUGAAACCUGGAGGGGUGCCUCAAGUUGCUGGCUCGCGACGGGCAGGAUCGUUCUCGUCUGGUGACAAAGAGAAAGUCAAUUUGCUGCCCAAUGAAUUUAGCAAGUAUAAUCUCACUAGUUCCCACAUGCGCCCAAUGCAAGGGAGAUCUGGGCAACCUGCACCAGGGCUUACUAGAAGAGGAUCAGCACUUGCGGCGCUGGAAAACAUCGAAUUUGAGAGAACUGUGCGGGGCAAGUUGCACUGGGUGAAUGUCAUGGCGGAAUGGGGAUGGGAAGGUGCGUUUAUCAACCAAAUGACUUCACUUGUUUAUCUUUAA
Messenger RNA from Penicillium paradoxum, 2253 nucleotides. Its product is annotated as Zn(II)2Cys6 transcription factor. NCBI's taxonomy places the organism in Eukaryota, Fungi, Ascomycota, Eurotiomycetes, Eurotiales, Aspergillaceae. The transcript is spliced from 3 exons. Gene Ontology annotation, biological process: positive regulation of transcription by RNA polymerase II. Gene Ontology annotation, cellular component: nucleus. The coding region runs from base 1 to 2253 and encodes 750 amino acids. The record is from RefSeq and is a predicted model, not a curated record. Gene Ontology annotation, molecular function: DNA-binding transcription factor activity, RNA polymerase II-specific; zinc ion binding; transcription cis-regulatory region binding.